Miniopterus natalensis is the source of this 2419-nucleotide messenger RNA. The record is from RefSeq and is a predicted model, not a curated record. Lineage: Eukaryota; Metazoa; Chordata; Mammalia; Chiroptera; Miniopteridae.
AUUAAAUUGCCUCGUCGUGGCUCCUCCCCUGGUGGGGGCGGGGCGGCCGAGCGCUUGUAAGCUGGAUGCCAAAGCCCGAGAGACGAGAGGGAGUGUGGGUUUGACGCGAAGAAAAGCAGCGGGUGGUGCAUAUCACUAGGGAGCGUACUGCGGGGCGGGCCCAUGCUGGCGGGCUUGGGCUUCUUUCUAGAACAGCUUCUUUCACACCUCUGGCCGGCCCCCUAGGCGGGAGCCGGGCUUGGGUAUUUUACUUCCGGAUACCACAGCUACGAUACCGGAAGCCGGAAGUGGGAAUUUCAGCGACUGGAGAAGGGGAGAGCUGCACAGCGUAGUCCGGACUUCUUGGAGCGACGGCGCUCGAGGAGCGCUCGCGGCCCGCUGCUCCCGCCCUUCUCACAUCGGAUCGAUUCCUCUGACAGACCUUGACUUGUUGGAUGAGCACGCCCCCCUGGAAGAGUCAGCUGUGUGAGAUGGUGCAGCCCAGUGGUGGCCCGGCUGGGGACCAGGACGUGCAGGGUGAAGAAUCUUCUCUGGGGAAGCCAACCAUGCUCCACCUGCCUUCGGAGCAGGGUGCUCCUGAGACCUUCCAGCGCUGUCUGGAGGAGAAUCAAGAGCUCCGAGAUGCCAUUCGGCAGAGCAACCAGAUGCUGCGGGAGUGCUGUGAGGAGCUGCAGCGUUUUCAAGGCAGCCAGAGGGAGGAGAAGGAGUUCCUCAUGCAGAAAUUCCAAGAGGCCAGGAAACUGGUGGAGAGACUGAAUCUGGAGAAGCUUGACUUGAAGAGGCAGAGGGAGCAGGCCCUGCAGGAGGUGGAGCACCUAAAGAGAUGCCAACAGCAGAUGGCUGAGGACAAGGCCUCGGUGAAAGCCCAGGUGACAUCCUUGCUGGGGGAGCUCCAGGAGAGCCAGAGUCGCUUGGAGGCUGCCACCAAGGAUCGGCAGACUUUGGAGGGCAGGGCCCGGGCAGCCAGUGAGCAAGCCCGGCAGCUGGAGAGCGAGCGGGAGGCACUGCAGCAGCAGCACAGCGUGCAGGUGGACCAGUUGCGCAUGCAGAACCAGAGCAUGGAGGCUGCUCUGCGCAUGGAGCGCCAGACUGCCUCAGAGGAGAAGCGGAAGCUGGCCCAGCUACAGGUAGCCUAUCACCAGCUCUUCCAAGAUUAUGACAAUCACAUCAAGAGCAGCAUGGGAAUGCAGCUGGAAGAUCUCAAGCAGCAGCUCCAGCAGGCCGAGGAGGCCCUGGUGGCUAAACAGGAAGUGAUCGACAAGCUGAAAGAAGAGGCUGAGCAGCACAAGAUUGUGAUGGAGACUGUUCCAGUGCUGAAGGCCCAGGCGGAUAUCUAUGAGGCAGAUUUCCAGGCUGAGAGACAGGCCCGGGAGAAGCUGGCCGAGAAGAAGGAGCUCUUGCAGGAGCAGCUAGAGCAGCUGCAGCGGGAGUAUAGCAGGUUGAAGACCAGCUGUCAGGAGUCUGCCAGGAUUGAGGAUAUGAGGAAACGGCAUGUAGAAGUCUCCCAGCCCCCCUUGGCCCCUGCCCCAGCUCACCAGUCCUUUCACUCUGCCUUGCCCAGCCAGAGGAGAAGCCCCCCGGAGGAGCCACCUGACUUCUGUUGCCCCAAGUGCCAGUACCAGGCCCCUGAUAUGGACACCCUGCAGAUACAUGUCAUGGAGUGCAUUCAGUAGGGCCACCUGCUGAUGACCAGUCUAGGACAGUGCAAUCUGUGCUUUCCUCUCCUACCUGCCUAGUCCUGAAUUACAGGCUAGGUGACGAAGAGCAGGCCACUUCUUUGAGCCCCAAGAGCUAGCUGCAGGGACUUAUGCUUCAGCUUCCCUAUCUGCUGGUUUGCCUCUUUUAGGGUACAUGGAAUCCCAGCUAGGCUUGAUGCUUUGCUCUUUCUAUUUGUUCUGUCUGCUUGAACCACUUGCCUCUUGGACUCUCUCCUCCACCUCCGUUGGGGAAGUCAAGAAUCAAGGCCAGGGCUCUUAGAGAGAACUUCUCAGCCUGAGAUGGGAGGGGGCCCUUCCAGCCCAGCUCUAGCCCACUGGGGUGCCGGCGCGCUUGUGCGCUGUGUGCUAUUCCACUGGGAGGCUGCACCACGGCAUUUGCAUUGUUGCCAGUCUUUUUAUUGUCAUAAAUAACUCUGCAGCGAAAAUCCAUGUGCAUCAAUUAUGUGUGUCUUUGGGUCAGAUUCUUAGAAGCAGCUGCACUGAUCAUCUGCAAAUGGGUUAGAUCGUCCCACUACCCCCCAGUGUGGUUUCCUACUCUCUCCUUGUUCCCCAUAGCCUUAUCCCAGUGAGAGGUGUCAACCUGUGGGCUUUUGCCAUCCGCCAGGCAUGUACUUCUCUGUUAAGUGUGAGCUUGAGCCCUGGCCAGUGUGGGUCAGUGUUUAGAGCAUCAGCCUGUGCACCGAUGGGUCAUGGGUUCGAUU